AUGGCGGACUGUUACCAGCUCACUGCUAAUAAAGAAAUAGACUGUGCCGACUACUUCAUCUUCUGCGGCCAUAUGUAUGCCCUCGUUGGUGACAAACCAAUCCUUCGUAACGCCGCUCUCAGCGCGAUUUUUACCAUGCCCAUAGUCGUGACUACCGUCGCCAACACUCUACUGCUCCUGUUGGUUCUGUCGAAAACCAAGACGCAGGGUUGUGUGCACAGGGAGUUCGGUAUGACUCUCUACGUCUUCAUCAUCCUGGGCGUUGUGAUGGACAACGUACUGACAACCUUCUUUCUGCGCAGUGUCCCCUGGAUUGGUGGACCGGCAAUUGAGAUAGCUACUCGACUGAACGCUGUCUGCAAGUUCCUCGCCUUUUUGCGCACGUUCUUCAGUGCUGCACGUUCAAAUUUAAUGCUGGCGCACGUAAUGCUGCAUGUUUUUACAGUGAAAUUGCACUCAGAGCGAGUUAAAGUCACCAGCUCGUCCAUUUUCUUGAAUCUGGGUUGUAUCGCAGUGGCCGGAAUGCAGGCAAUUCCAACCUGGCUGAUUUAUGGCAACUGGGCGAUCGCUGGACGCUUUGCCUGCCUACCAGACCCCGAGUGGCCAUUUAGCCUCGUUGUCUACUAUAUCAUCCACGAGGUGAUGUUCUGUGAUGGGAUCAUCCAGAGUCUGGUCACGAUACUGGGCAGUAUUCGGCUAAGAAAGCUGAUGAAACGGCUGGGCAUGCUCGUGGACUGUCUCCACUUCAAAACCGAUGCCGAGUCGAUUCUAUUUGAAAUCCUAUGGACGGUCAAACAACGUAUGGCCCGAAAACAGGAGUGCUAUCGGAUCGUUGCCCUGCACGGCAUCCUCUUUUCCUGCGCCAAGAUUUGUCAGGCAGCGGUAACUUUGGCGAUGGGUAUCCAAAUUUACGUUUCGCAGACGAAUAUCCGCAGCGAACGAGGCUGGCGCAACCUCCUUUUCCUCAGUAGUGUUCGUGAUCUGUUUAUGCUCUGUGAGCUCUGCAGUCAUCUAGUAAACACCUGGUGCUGCUAUUUCUGGCAGCUCAACUUUCACAACUGCUGUAUUGCCUGUGUAGUAAAGAUUUUUAGACCAUUCAGGCGGAUACGGCGAUUACUGAACAGUCGAACCUACCAGGAUGAUGCGCUGCUUGAAACGAAGGAACAUAAGAAAAAGCGAAAAAAGCAUAGGGGAGACAUAGACUAUAUCUACAUUAACUAUCUUCAAACUCUGAGCUCCAGGCUGACUGAUGAGCGGCUGGAUCAGUGCUUGGAAUGGCUAGUUGAACAGGAGAGUCUGCCACAGGAAUUGAAAGUAUUCUUAGACAAUAUGGGCUACUGA
Molecule: messenger RNA, 1341 nt
Organism: Spirometra erinaceieuropaei
Lineage: Eukaryota; Metazoa; Platyhelminthes; Cestoda; Diphyllobothriidea; Diphyllobothriidae
Source: the annotation of a GenBank genome assembly